Messenger RNA from Ochotona curzoniae (black-lipped pika), 1269 nucleotides. RefSeq names its product calcium release activated channel regulator 2B (gene CRACR2B). The record is from RefSeq and is a predicted model, not a curated record. The transcript has 9 exons. The coding region runs from base 24 to 1115 and encodes 363 amino acids. Gene Ontology annotation, molecular function: calcium ion binding. NCBI's taxonomy places the organism in Eukaryota, Metazoa, Chordata, Mammalia, Lagomorpha, Ochotonidae.
GCGAGCAGGAGGGGGCAGCCUCCAUGCUCCAGCAGGCUCAGGAGCUCUUCCUGCUCUGUGACAAGGAGGCCAAGGGCUUCAUCACCCGGCAUGACCUGCAGGGCCUGCAGAGCGACUUGCCCCUGUCCCCAGAGCAGCUGGAGGCCGUAUUUGAGAGCCUGGACCAGGCCCACACCGGCUUCCUCACAGCCCACGAGUUCUGCCUCGGCCUGGGGAAGUUUGUGGGUGCAGAGCCCACACAGGGAUCGUCCUCGCACGCUCGGGAGGAGACCUACGAGGCUGGCUGGUCUGUGCGGGGCUGCCUGGAGGAGGAGGAAGGCGAGGAGGAGCAGAUCUCAACUCUGCUGGAGCAGCUGGGGGUGGCGCCGGUCCUGGGCGGGCAGGGGGCCGUGCGGGCGCUCUGGGCGCGGCUGCAGCGGGAGCGGCCCGAGCUGCUGGGCUCUUUCGAGGACGUGCUGAUGCGCGCCACUGCCUGCCUGGAAGAGGCGGCCCGGGAGCGCGACGGCCUGGAGCAGACACUGCGGCGGCGGGAGAGAGAGCACGAGAGGGAGGUGCGUGGGCUGUACGAGGAGCUGGAACAGCAGGUGCGCCAGCAGCGCCAGCGCCUGCGCACUCAGAACCUGCCGCGGGAGGAGCGGAGGGGCCGCCUGGAGGCGGAGCUGCAGAGCUGCGAGCAGGAGCUGGAGCGCGCGGGGCUGCGGCAGCGGGAGCUGGAGCAGCAGCUGCAGGCCCGGGCCGCGGAGCAGCUGGAGGCGCAGGCCCAGAACGCGCAGCUGUGGCGGGCGCACGAGGCGCUGCGGGCGCAGCUCGAGGGCACCCAGGAGCAGCUCCGCAGAUUGGAGGGCGACGCGCGCGGUCGCCAGGAGCGGACCCAGCGGGAGGUGGUCGCGGUGUCCAGGAACAUGCAGAAGGAGAAAGUGAGCCUGCUGCGGCAGCUGGAGCUGCUCAGGGAGCUGAACACGCGGCUCCGCGACCAGAGGGACGCCAGUGAGGCCCGGCGGCUGGGCGGCGGCCGCAGGAAGACCCUGGCCCCGGCGCGCCCUCCGGGGCCCACGUGCGGCUGCUGGGCUCGGCCCCCGAGGCGCGGCUCCGGCCACCUUUCCGUGGCGCGGUGACUGGCAAGGCCCGGUACGGCUCCCGCCACGGGCAUUCCCGGACCCGCCGCGCGUCCGACAGGCCGAGAAGGAGCCACACGGGGCCUGGGGAUGCGCAGGGGGUCCCAAUGCUGCCGACCCCAUCGCUGCCAAAUAAAUUCCAACGACCGCUCUG